CGCCCUCCAUCAAGCAUGGCUGCCCAUCCUGAGUGGUCACGUGCCCCCGCGCCCCCCUUCACUGGCGUCACUCGGCUCGGCGCUCUUCUCCCGCGGCGGCGCGACCUUUGCCCUUUGCCCCUUAGCGACGACCUCUCGCCUUCCUCGGGAUGGCGCGGCGGCUGGGCUGCGGCUUCCGCCUGCGCUUCGGCCUCGUCGGACUUCCCGUGCCGGCCGCUGGGCCUCAUCGGACCCCUCAUAAGCCUCCCGCCCUGGCCAGCCUUGAGACCCCCCGUGUGCCAAUUCUCUGCAAAGGCAAACUCCAAAACACUUAUUUCCACGCUGGUCUCAAAAGCCAAAAAUAUAAAUGAGAAGUAUGAAAGAUAUUUGGAAAAGACAUUCCCACGUUUCUACCUGCUGUAUUCAACCUUUCUCAAAGGGAUUCGGAUAUUCUAUGCGGAGGUAAAAGAAAUAAGAAGAAUAAAGGCCAAUAUGUCACAUAAAAAUAUCCAGUUUUAUCAGCUUCCGUACAGGGAGAUGGAGAGACUGAGACAGUUUCGCAGGGAUCUGAUCAAGGCCAUUCCUAUUGGGAUUCUCUCGCUUCCACCCUUUGCUAACUACCUGGUCCUUGUGCUCAUGUAUCUGUUCCCAAGACAACUCUUGAUCCGCCACUUCUGGACUCCGAAACAACAAGUCGAGUUUCUGGAUGCAUAUCACAAUACAAGGAAGGAGGCAUAUGCCGAAGUAGUCAGUGAGCUACUGCACCUGUCUCGUUUCCUAGCCGACCCACAGCUUCGAAAACAGAUGUUGCAUCUCUGCAGAAAGGUGCAAGAAGGAUCCCAUCCAGAUGUAAAAGAACUCAAAGCUGUGAGGACACUAUUUGAGGGGCAUCCCUUUGGCAUCCGAAAGCUCAGUGUUCAACAAGUGAGAGUUCUAAGUCGCGUUCUGUUUCUGACGCCUCGUUUGCCACCCGCUGUCCUACGAUACCGUCUGCGGACCCACCUGCUAGAACUGUACCACCUGGACCGAGCCAUGGUAAAACUGGGAGUGACGGAGCUGUCGGACGAGGAAGCGCAAGUGGCCUGUUACACCCGGGGCUUGAAUUCUGUCCAUUUCAGCCCACUACAGUGCAGGCUGUGGCUGGACCAAUGGCUGGAGCUCUCUCGCUCACUGAAAGACACUGAAGCAUCGCUCUUGGCCCACAGCAUGGUCUUACUUUCCACCAACUACCUGUCUCCUUCCAAGGGCUGACCAAUGUGCAGUUCUCUCCUGGACCACUUUUGAAGAGAUGCUGCGACAGUGACUCUUGGGCUGCAGGAAAAAGGAAUGCACGUUUUGCUUGCACUAAAGUGAACGGGAGGAGAGACCAUUCCUCCCAUCUCCUUCUAGGGGCUAAUAAUGCUGUUUGGAGCACUGCACUGAGGAGAAGUGAAAUCUUUCGUUCUGACCUUCGGGGAGAAGAAACAACUGCCGGCAUUGUGGAGAUGUCUCCACCAGAAAUGUAGAUUACACCAACUCAGACUUCCAUGUUUAUUUCUACUGCUUAGCUACAGUGAGAAGGAGCUUUCGAAUACCACCAAAACGACUUGACUUCAAACAUGGGGCCUUACCUGAUACUUUGGGGGAGGGAUUUUGUGCUGCUUCUCCCCCAUGUCCAUAUAGUAAGGAAAAGCUAAAUUAAUAUUGGUGGGUGAUAGCUAAGUGCUCCAUUCCUGAGUUGUCACACUGUGCUGCAAGAAUAACCGCGCAGCUUGGUUUUUAGUUCUUUCCUUCAGAACUGUAUCAUUCUGUGAAAUCCUAGUAAGUGCUUGAGCUGUGGCACUUCUGCUGGACAGAUAUGUUGGCUCUCAGGGAGAGCAUUAUAAAGUGCAUGUUGGAGUCAGAGAAGCUCAAGAUUCCAACCUGUGAUGGCUGACUCUUCUGCAGAACAGGUUACAUGCUACCCAAUCCACCAAAAGCGCUUGCACCCCAUUUCUGACCUCCUAAGUCUUAAAUUGUACCCUAAAACUUUAGUUUACACAGCCCAAAGCAAAGAUCCUUGACUAAGUACAUCUUUUAAAAAACCCCUAGUAACUGGAAUUCUGGCCAAGGCUGCCGGAGAGAGGUAUUCCCCAUCCCUUUUUUAGUGGUUGAACUCAUGCAUUGAACGGACUGCGUUGUUAUCUGUGAAUAGUCCAUGAAUGAUGGCUAAUAAAGACAUUCUAAUCACA
Messenger RNA from Sphaerodactylus townsendi, 2189 nucleotides. It is a transcript of the gene LETMD1, whose product is annotated as LETM1 domain containing 1. The record is from RefSeq and is a predicted model, not a curated record. Gene Ontology annotation, molecular function: ribosome binding. The transcript has 9 exons. Bases 16 to 1230 code for a protein of 404 amino acids. NCBI's taxonomy places the organism in Eukaryota, Metazoa, Chordata, Lepidosauria, Squamata, Sphaerodactylidae. Gene Ontology annotation, cellular component: mitochondrial inner membrane. Gene Ontology annotation, biological process: intracellular monoatomic cation homeostasis.